UUUUUGCCGGACCCAUUUGGCUGCUGCACAUCUCGGAAAUAUACAUUACCAGCAUGGCUUUUGAAGGAGCACCUGAAGUUUGCUACUGAGCUAUUUUCUCAGCAGUUAAGGGACAUAACGGAGCAAUAGUGCGGCUCCAAGGUAAACUUACUGCGGGGAAACAUUUGUAGGUGAGCCAGUGUUGACUGUUAGUUGUUUUAACAGUAACUAAGGUAACUAGUAACUGGUAACUAAGCGACGGAGCUCUGACUGUCCAACGUGGCUGAAGUAGCCAUCAUGUCAAAGGUGAAUGCAAAGAAGAAAGACUCUCCUGCUAAAACACAACGACCCACAUCUACAGAGACGAAAUGCACAGUGAAAGAGAAAAGAAAACAGUGGAUGACAGAGAAGUUCAGGAAGAUAAAGCCACAAGCCAAGAACCAAGCAACCAAAGCUAAACCUCCACCUUCAGUGGUACCUCCUAAAGAUGGCCUGCAGUUCUCUGCUAACUGGAAGCUACUACAAGAGAUGUUAAAAGCCAGUCAACCGGAGAAGAAGCAGCAGCAGCCUGUGACACCGAAACCUCAGAAUGGUGUCCUGCAAAAAAAGGAGGCUAAAGAAAGUUCUUCUAAAAUUAUUUCUAAGAACAAUGUCAGUCCCGGGCAGACAGACACUGGGAAAAAAGUGAAGCACAAAACUGUUCCAAGCAGUGUCGUCCCCAAGGACUCUCAGGUGAACUCGAAGGUUCCAGCUGCCUCGGAGACGAAACAGUCUGCUGCUGCUCCGAAAAGGAAAAAAGACGGUGGAAAGUCAAACAGCGAGCAAGCAGCCAAGAAAAAGAAGCCUGUGGUUGAAGAGACGAAACCUACAGAAGCGGACAUUUGGUUUGAUGAUGUAGACCCUGACGACAUUGAGGCAACGGUGGGAGCAGAGGCGGCAGAGAUCAUGAGGAAGAAGCAGGGCGUUCAGAAACACAAGGACACAGAGAGCGCCCUGGUCAAGGAGAAAGCCUUUGAGGGCCUCACCAGAGCCGUGGCCAUCGAUUGCGAAAUGGUGGGAGUCGGUCCUGACGGAGAGGACAGCAUCUUGGCUCGCGUGUCCCUCGUGAACCACUUUGGGAAAUGCAUCUAUGACAAAUACGUGAAACCCACAGAGAAGGUGACAGACUACCGGACAGCCGUCAGUGGCAUCCGACCACAGGACAUCAAAGACGGAGAGGAUGUACGGACGGUGCAGAGCGAGGUUGCUGAGAUCCUGCAAGGCAGAAUAGUGGUUGGACAUGCCAUACACAAUGACUUAAAGAUUUUACUCCUGGAUCAUCCAAAAAAGAAAAUCCGGGACACUCAGAAGUACAAACCUUUUAAGAAGGCUGUAAAGAGUGGUCGACCUGCGCUGAGAGUCCUCUGUAGAGAAAUACUCCAUGUUAAAGUCCAACAGGGUGAACAUUCAUCCGUCCAAGACGCACAGGCCACCAUGAGACUAUACACCAUGGUGAAGAAACAGUGGGAAGCAGAGAUUAAAGCCAGCCAUAAAAACAAAGACUCAGCCAAGAAGCGUGAAAGGAAGCUUCCUAAGAACAGGUGCAAGAAUCUCAUGGGAUUAUGAAUUCAACACCAAUCUGCAAGAGGACAGUAUCAUCCCAGGGUCAGAGCAGCGCUGACUGAAACGAUCAAAGGUUUGACGAGAUGUCCAUAAAAAUUAGUUUUUUAACAGAUGGUCGCUCGGACAGGACAUUCCAGGAUGCGAAAGACUUCAACAAAGUCAGGAGUGUUCUACCUGAGCAUCCCAGGCUGCGGCUCCUCGCACAGGAACCAAAACAUCUGGGAGAUUAUGGAGCUUUUAUUUACAAUGAUCCUUUCAGUCAUUUCCUCCUUAAAUCUUCCGAGAAUUCAUUUCCCAACAUGGUGUUCCCAGCAGUCGGAGGCAGGUGUUCAAAUCAUCCAAUUUCAUCUCCUGAGAAUUGAGUUCUCAUGAGCACAUGAGAACUCAAUUAUCCACCCACUAGCACACAAUCCAUUUGUUUGCAUAACGGUUCCAGUAUUAUAUAAAUUGAGUGUUUAGAUUAGGGAUGCACCGAUAUCGGGCCGAUCCGAUACUGACUCAAAUAGCUGGAUUGGGUAUCGUUGACAAUGGAGCCUCUAAUCUAUUAGAUUCAGUUCUAUGUUUGUAUUGUAAUUCCUGUUAAUUUUGAAGUUGUUUUACCAAGUUGCUGGAGUACGCUUUAUUAUUUUAACGAAUAACGAUUCAAUAAAUAUACAUCUAUGUAUUUAUUUGUUACAUUUUUGCAAAGUUAAGAAAACAAUGUUUAGGUUUGGCCUGAUGUUGCCUAACACAUAACAGAAUGAUCCCAGUCACUUCCACACAGUGAGGCAUACAGCUUAUUAAUUAAACACUGGUAUCGGAUCGGUACUCGACCCAAAGCCCAGGUAUCGGUACCGGGACUGAAAAAGUCGGAUCGGUGCAUCCUUAGUUUAGAUCUUUGUUCUCUCAUGACUUGGUUUGUAGUAAUGUGUUUCCUGGUUGCCUUAAAUGUUUUAAAAAGUAUAAAUAAAACUCCUCAUCUGUGAAACA
This is a messenger RNA of Sebastes umbrosus (honeycomb rockfish), 2550 nucleotides long. It is a transcript of the gene rexo4, whose product is annotated as REX4 homolog, 3'-5' exonuclease. Gene Ontology annotation, cellular component: nucleus. The record is from RefSeq and is a predicted model, not a curated record. Gene Ontology annotation, molecular function: 3'-5' exonuclease activity; nucleic acid binding. Lineage: Eukaryota; Metazoa; Chordata; Actinopteri; Perciformes; Sebastidae. Gene Ontology annotation, biological process: rRNA processing; DNA catabolic process. Bases 277 to 1584 code for a protein of 435 amino acids. The transcript has 8 exons.